Messenger RNA from Botrytis cinerea B05.10, 1741 nucleotides. RefSeq names its product Bclip2 (gene Bclip2). The record is from RefSeq and is a predicted model, not a curated record. Gene Ontology annotation, cellular component: mitochondrion. The transcript has 2 exons. Lineage: Eukaryota; Fungi; Ascomycota; Leotiomycetes; Helotiales; Sclerotiniaceae. Gene Ontology annotation, biological process: protein lipoylation. Gene Ontology annotation, molecular function: lipoyl(octanoyl) transferase activity. The coding region runs from base 310 to 1392 and encodes 360 amino acids.
GCAUAUUUCCAGUUCUAUGAAACGGACAGAGGAAGUAUUCUCUAUGGUUGCCAUAAACAUAUUGGCCUUUAUCAAUGUAGGUAUGAAGUAAAGAGGAUGAGAUUUGGGCUUAUUUUCAGACAGUUUGGAAAAGCUCUUAUCUAAUCUACUCUACUCUACAACAUUUCUUUCAUUCCUGUCAAAAUUCACAUUGCUCUUCUCUCUUGCAUUGAAACUCAUUGUUGCCGGGUCUUCUGUCGCGUUCAUUUUCUCUGAUGCUACUCUCAUGUUUUGUAUUGAUCUCUUUUCUUUCCUCAUGAUUACCAAACCAUGAUUCCUCUACCCCCUCCCUCAAUCCGGAGCAAUUCCAUCCGCCACAUUCAUCUCAGCGGCGUCACCCCCUUCCACAUUGCUCAAACCAUUCAAUCCACGCUCGUAUCCAGACUGCUCGAAUAUAAGAAAGAAGCCUCAGCUCAGCAACAUGCCGACCCCAAACCUCCCGCGCCAAUCCCCACAGUCCUCACAUUCCAACCGACUCCCGUCUACACCACCGGGCGACGCGAGCUCCAAACUCCUCUUUCCGAAACUCUCCUCAAAUCUCUUCGCGAGCCAUUAAUCCCCGUUUCGACCACUCAUCUACCAACCAUCCGCAAACCAUUCACCACCUCUGACAAAACGCAGCAAAUAGCCGACGUGGUGCAAACGCCUCGCGGCGGUCUCAUAACAUUCCACGGUCCCGGCCAACUAGUCAUCUAUCCCAUCGUUGACCUACUAGCUUUCCGUAACAUAGGCGCAAAAUGUUACGUGAACCUUCUAGAAGAAUCGACCAUCCGACUGCUCCACAAAAUGGGCUUGGAGAUUCUCGGAAGAACAGAGAAUCCAGGGGUAUGGCUGAACGAAGGCGAGAAGCUAGCAAGUUUAGGAGUGCACCUGAGGAGAAACGUAAGUAGUUACGGGGUUGGACUCAACAUGAUCAUGGAGAGAGGAUGGUGGGACCGAAUCAACGCAUGCGGGCUCGACGGCAAAAAAAUCGUGAGUAUCGAUGAACAAAUGUCCGAUGCGGAAACGCAGGGUUUCAAGGAACACGAAGAGAGCAGAUGGCCCGCAUACAAAGCCAUGUUGAAAGACGGAGCCGCGGUCGCACAAACAUGGGUCGCCGAAUUUGCCGCAGGACUAGGACGACUAGACCGAGGCGAGAAGUGCGAGGAGAGUAAAACGGCAAGCGAAAAUAAUAUCAAAGCUAGACCCGACGAGAAGAGCAAGCCGGGCGAUACCAACGGGGUACAUUGGACGAGCUGGGAAGACAUGCCAGAAUCGGUAAAGAAAUUAAUCCCAUUCGAUAUCCGCGGAGGAAACGAAUUGAACAUAAGCACCGGUGGGGGAUAUGUAGAAUACCGACCGUGGAGAGAGUAGAGUAGAAAAGAAGAAUGGUAGACGUGCAAAAUAAUUGACUACAGUCUCCAAGAUUUCGUAUAAUCUUGCAAGAAAAUGAUCAUCUAAAAUCCUUACAGAACAACAGCAUCUGUCUAACAGUACCUACAAGUGAAGGUUUUUGCAGACAAGCAAGCGACCGACCGACCGAGGAGAGGAAUAGAUAGAUAUUAUAUAUACCUACCUGUGUACCUACCUAUCUAUCUCUUUAUUUCUCAUAAUUAUAUAAAAAGGUGUAAGCUUUUCUAAUAAUAUGAGUCGUUUCUAUGAGGCCGAGCCAAGUCUAUGUUACGUAUAACAUUAGAUAGAUAUACUUUCAAUUUAAAUCUUA